Messenger RNA from Xenopus laevis (African clawed frog), 4494 nucleotides. RefSeq names its product ring finger protein, LIM domain interacting L homeolog (gene rlim.L). The record is from RefSeq and is a predicted model, not a curated record. Bases 270 to 2594 code for a protein of 774 amino acids. Gene Ontology annotation, cellular component: nucleus. Lineage: Eukaryota; Metazoa; Chordata; Amphibia; Anura; Pipidae. The transcript is spliced from 4 exons. Gene Ontology annotation, biological process: ubiquitin-dependent protein catabolic process; protein ubiquitination. Gene Ontology annotation, molecular function: ubiquitin protein ligase activity; ubiquitin-protein transferase activity.
ACUGCCCUAAAAACCUAGAGUAGAGGCUGCGACUUGUACCGAACCUACGCUGCCUGCCAGUAGAAUCCAUUAGUUUGUAUUUACCGCUCACUAAUAGGUAGUGCGCAGUGGAGCGGUCACAUGGUAUAAUCACAUGUCCGUGACGUCACGGAGGAUAGGAACUAGCCGCUACUAUCGUAACAAUGGAGAAAAUGGCGGAGUAAGGAAAGGUCUGGGCGGAGGAAGCCGGAAUCUAGCAGAGACCGGAGCGAACGGCCUCUCCCCGUGGUAUGUGGAAGCUGACGGUAGCGAAGCGGGAUUCACGUUGGACAACAUCAUCAUUGUAUCCAUUCAUCAUCAUGGAGAGUGCGGAUUCCACCGGAAAAGGGAGCACUGAACAGUCCGAGUCUCAGCGCCAAAGCCAGAUGGACAGGCUAGAUCGAGAGGAAGCUUUUUAUCAGUUUGUAAAUAACUUAAAUGAUGAGGACUACAGACUAAUGAGAGAUAACAACUUAUUGGGGACUCCAGGGGAAAUUACUAAAGAGGAAUUGUUGCAAAGGCUUCAGCAAAUCAAAGAAGGGCCACCACAGCCAAGUACAGAAGAAACAAGAGGCGAUUCUGUCUCCACAGGUGAGGACCCUGCAGAGGAUUCAUCCAAUGGAGAUUCCAUAAUAGACUGGCUGAAUUCAGUGCGACAGACUGGGAACACAACACGAAGUGGUCAGAGAGGCAAUCAGUCCUGGAGGGCAGUGAGCAGGACAAAUCCAAACAGUGGGGAUUUCAGGUUUAGUUUGGAAAUCAAUGUGAAUCGUACUUCUGGCACCGCAAGCAUGCCUUCGCUUGACCAAUCGGCUGAAAUGCCUGGGCCUGAGGAUAUGGAAGUGAGUAGUCAGGGUGAGGCUGAGAAUGUACCUGAACCUGAAACUGUACCUGAAUCUAUACGUGAACCUGAAUCUGUAGAUGAACCUGUAUCGGUAGCUGAACCUGUAUCGGUAGCUGAACCUGUAUCGGUAGCUGAACCUGAAUCGGUAGCUGAACCUGAAUCUGUAGCUGCAUCUGUACCUGUACCUGAAUCUGUACCUGAACCUGAAUCUGUACCUGAACCUGAAUCUGUACCUGAACCUGAAUCUGUACCUGAACCUGAAUCUGUACCUGAACCUGAAUCUGUACCUGAACCUGAAUCUGUACCUGAACCUGAAUCUGUACCUGAACCUGAAUCUGUACCUGAACCUGAAUCAAUAGCUGAACCUGAAUCAAUAGCUGAACCUGAAUCUGUACCUGUACCUGAAUCUGUACCUGUACCUGAAUCUGUACCUGUUGCCACAAGGCCAGCACCAGUAGAGGUGACAGUAGAGGAAGCUCCAAUACAGAGGGGGCAAAGGAGGGCCAGAAGCAGGAGUCCGGAUCAGCGCAGGACGCGAGCUAGAACCGAUAGAAGCAGAUCCCCUCUAUAUCAAACUGUUGAUCCACCUAUUCGAAGGGCUCAGCAUAGUUCAUCACAGACUGUUGAUGCUUCCAAUACAGAAGAAGCAGAGGGUAGCUCUAGGACUAGGCACCAUGUUAGUUCUCAAGUGCACAGCUCUUCAUCAAAUGAAACAGAGGGUAGUUCUAGAACUAGACAGCAUAUUACAGCCAGACAACAAGCUCUUGGGACUGAAGGUCAGAGCCAAAGCACUGUUCAUCUGUCAAACCCCGAGUCAAGAAGCUCUUCCCAAACUCCUCAGACAGACUCCCCCAGUAAUGCAGAGACUACAGGUACCGGGCAGAGGCCUCCCACCAUUGUGCUAGAUCUGCAAGUAAGGCGCGUGCGCCCAGGUGAUUACAGGCAGAGAGACAGCAUAGCUAACCGGACACGUUCACGCUCUCAGACUCCCAACAACACUGUCACAUAUGAGAGCGAGAGAGGAGGAUUUCGUCGCACUUUCUCGCGGUCUGAACGUGCCGGGGUUAGAACCUAUGUAAGUACCAUCCGAAUUCCAAUCCGAAGAAUCCUGAACACUGGGCUCAGUGAGACCACAUCUGUAGCCAUCCAGACAAUGCUGAGGCAAAUAAUGACUGGCUUUGGGGAACUCAGCUACUUCAUGUACAAUGAUAACGACGCUGAUCCUAACAACCCCACAGCAGUAUCUCCUCCUGCAGCAGUUCCUGGUGAAGUACAAAACAACCCAAGCGCAGAGGUCAGAGCUCCUAUUGCUGAGCCUGCAGAACCUGUUGCUCCAGUGGAAAGUGAUGAAGGCAGCAAUGUUGCAACAUCUGCAACCAGGAGGGAGGGUCGCAAUAGCAGAGGUGGUGUCACUUUGGAAGAAAGCGGAUCUCUACCUUUUCUUAGUCUGGCCCAGUUUUUCCUGCUUAAUGAGGAUGAUGAUGAUCAGCCAAGAGGACUCACCAAAGAGCAAAUCGACAACCUGUCCACCCGAAAUUAUGGUGAAAAUGAUGCCCUGAAAACCUGUAGCGUGUGCAUAACAGAAUAUACAGAAGGGAACAAGCUGCGCAAACUGCCUUGUUCCCACGAGUACCACAUCCACUGUAUUGACCGCUGGUUGUCCGAAAAUUCUACCUGUCCCAUCUGUCGCCGAGCAGUCCUGGUUGCAGGCAACAGAGAGAGCAUUGUGUAAAUCCUUUAAUAUAAACUCUUAGUUACGCCUCUGGCGUUUCCAGAGCCUGGGAAGGGUCGUGGAGUAGAGACGGGGGGGGGGAUAUGCUUUUUAUGACCACUUUUUGAGUGGUGCUUUAAAUUAGGUUUUUGGCUUGGAGUGAGUUGUCCUGUUUGAUUACACAUAUUUCAUUUUCCUUCUGCAUUCAAUUGUGUUAAUGAAAUGUGUGACAGUUCACCAAACAAGUGAAUGGCCUGUCUAAGGACAUGUAUUCCUCCACCACCUGAACAUGUAUUAAGCAAGGACAAUUGUUUCCCCCCAGCAGUUUUUAACUUUCAGUGCUGGAAUGAUACGAGGACAUGAACUUGCCGCCUGGAUCGAUGUUUGCAUCCCUCACCCAAGUUUUCUUUUAAGUAAACUGUUUCUAGUCGCAAGAGCUGCUUUAAAUGUACAUGUAUACGAUUUUAUGUGUAUUUCUCCCCGCAUCAGUGUUUUUUUUUUUUUUUGGAAUGAAAGUGUUUACUUCAACGGUGUUCUGUGGCCAUAUAUCCUAGCACAGAACUGUAAAUAUGCACAGAUAUUCACUGUUUUAUAUAUUCAUUUCCUUGUGUAUUCAUGUAGCUCUACGCCCCCAACCCCACCGUGACAUACACUCACAAUUCAACAUAAGCAAGAAAAAGUCCUUUGUGCCCUUAAAAGUACAAGAAGCUGAAUAAACUCAGAUCAGAAUUGACUGAAGACUAAAAGCGUUGCACUUAUUAGUUAUUGGCUGCAGACUAAGUGUAAUUUUUGUGUUACCCAUAAUGCUUUCAGUGCAAGCAGCACCUUCACAUCCAAGGCAUUUGGAGCAUUAUAUCUGUCAAAUUGUGACCCAUGGGUUCAUCCUGCAAAUGUAGAUUUGAAUCAUGUGGAAAAAGGUUUUUUUUUUCUUUUUUAAGUCUAAAUGUUUUAAGGUUGGCAUUUAACCCCUCUAAUGAUCCCCCCUCCAUUUCUAUAUUUAGUUAAAAUGUAAUUAUGGUAAGAUACAUACCCAACGUAAUCUUCCAGUGUGUCUACAUGUUAAGCUUCACUUUGAGUAUCGAUACACAGCGUGGGCUUAUUAAAAUAGAGUCCCAACCCCAGUCUGGGUCCCCUGCUGGACGAAACCUUAAAGGGAUUUCAGUUUUUUGUUUUUUUAAGAGACUGAGGCUUUGUACGCUAGCAAACAAUGUAUAUGUGGUGUUCGGUGGCUUGGUGUUCUGCCUUGCUUCAAGGUUCAUCCUAUAUCACAAAAGUGGGCAAGUCCAACUUUUUCCUGAAGGGGAUCUGCUCUUCCUUCCAGCACUGAAAGGGUGCAGAGGUGGCAAAUCUGUAAAAUAAAGUUUGUAACCAAUGGCAGCAUAUACACACAAUCUCUCUCUAUCUCCCCCCCCCCCCCCCCCCCGUAGGUCUUUUGCUCUUUCUCUCACACUCUUGGGGUUCAAGCACACGGGCAGAUUCGUGAGGCAACUUCUGAAAUCGAAUCGCCGCGAGUGCAUUGGCGCUGGCGUUUUCGCAUUAUAGCUGGGGGAAGGCAGUUUUGUGAGAUUGUCGCCCCGCAGAAGAGGUGACUAGUCGCCAGGCGACUAAAUCUCCCCGAAUCUGCCUGUGUGCUAGCUCCCUUUCACUCUCUAUCUCUGACUCUGCCGUAGGUCUUUGUUUUUUUCUUUCUCUCACACUCUAUCUCACACACUCUCUCUCUCUCUCUAUGUCACUCUCUGCCGGCUCGCCAUAGGUCUUUGUGUAAAUAAACAAAGAAUCUCAUUCUGUAUGUCGGAAGGCUCAUCGGUGACAUACUGUAGCAAUUUGCUGAUUCAGUUAAAUUCGGGAUAUUUAUCUUGUGAAAUAUAACAAAUGUCUAUGCUUGUUGAAUAAAAAAAAAAAAAUCACUGUUUAAAACGUA